This is a messenger RNA of Closterium sp. NIES-65, 4875 nucleotides long. Lineage: Eukaryota; Viridiplantae; Streptophyta; Zygnematophyceae; Desmidiales; Closteriaceae. The record is from the annotation of a GenBank genome assembly.
AUGACAUCUGUAUCUCUUCAGACGCUACUACAGCUGCAGACAGCACCUACAAAUCAACAAACAACCACCUCCUCUGAACCGCCUCCCACAGCCAACGACGGUGACCCUUUCGCUCCUCUAGAGAAUGCCGAUGCUCUAGAACCCGUUACUAGCCACGACGUGAAGAAUGGUGUUUCUGUAAACGAUCCUACUCCUGCGAACGAGCCUAUUCCCGGUUCGGACUCCGCUAAUGUUGCAAAGCAGUCAGUUGACGGCAACGACGCGACCGAGCGUAAUGAUAGCGAGAAGAAGACUAAGCGUAAUGGAUUGGAAGCUGGAGCCUCUGAGGUGGACGGUGGCCAGACGGGUUUGGAGCCACAGCUCGCGCCGACGCUUGCGCCAGGCGGAGGCGGAGCGGAAGGCGGAGGUAACGCGGAAGGCGGAGGUAACGCGGAAGGCGGAAGCGGGAGGGGAGGUGGAGCGGAAGGCGGAACGGAAGGCGGAGGUGCAAAUGUUGCGGAAGCGCCGGUUGAUGUCGGAGGAAAGCUACCCGCGGAGCUUCCGCAGUCGGCGCAGUUUCCGGCGGAUCCUCCGCGGAAGGACAUGAUGCAAAUGUUUCAGGAGCAGACGGCAUCCGUCCUGCUGGAUCCUAUCGAAGCUGCUUUUGACGAGGAUGGCCUUGGCGAGGAUGACGCGGACCUUGACGGAGACAUGGACGGUGGCGAUGAGGAUGAUGGUGAAGGCAACGGUGACGGCGACGGCAAUGGCGACGGCGAAGGCGACGGCGACGAGGAAGGUGACGGCGACGGCGACGGUGAUGGUGACGGUGACGGCGGCGACGGAGAAGGAGACGGAGAAGGAGAGGGAGACGUGGACAAAGACGAUGGCGGCGGCGGUGGCGGUGGUGGUGGUGGUGGUGACGGUGACGGUGACGACGGUGACGGCAAGGAGCUGCCGGCAACGUUAGAUCCGGCAGACGCGGACCUCCCCUUCAAGCGGAAACGCGGACGGCCGAAGAAGAUCCGCAGAGCGGAGGCGCCAGACGCAGACGCUUUUUCCCCGCUCAUUGGGGACACGCUGGGCGGGCGGCCGUUCAAACGGCGCGCUUUCGCGGAGGCGGACGCCGUGCGCGUGGGGAUGGCGUUCCUGGAGCGCGGGGAGAAGAAACCGCGCGUGGAACGAGACGCGGCGCUACCGCGCGGACCGGCGCAGGGGCUGGAACGGCCACAUCCGCACAAAAUCCACUCGCGGCUCGGGCACCAGCCGCAUCUGCAUCCUCCGCCACCGCCGCAGCAGCAGGUGCCCCUGCCUUUGGAUCCCCUCUUUGGCCGCUUCGGGCGGCGACCCCAAGGGGAUAGCAAGUUCGUUCCGGAUUGGGCGGCGAACUUCGCGGCGGAGAUGGGCAUAAGCGCGCGGCCGAAGGCCCCGCGUUAUGAGGACGCGCAUUACGAUAAGAUGGGGGAGGAGGAAGAGGAGGAGGACGAGGAUGAGGCGGGGUUUGCGGGCGGAAUGCGGGGAGAGGGCUUGCGGAACUUGCGUGGAAGGCGGGGAUCGGGGGCGGGCUUUCGUGGCAUUGCAGGAUUGGAUGGUUUUGGCGGUGCUGACGUGGACGGGAGGCGGAAACGGAAAGGACGGAAGCGGUUCCAGCAUUUGCCGGACGAGGAUGAUGACGUGGUGGAGGUCAAGGAUGACGUGUUGUUCUUCCCGGCCAACCGCGGGGGAGUGCACAUGGACCGUAGGCGACGCCGUGAGAUGCGGCGUGGGUUGCACCGUGGGUUGCAACGUGGAAUGCGUGGACAUAAGGAGAGCCUUCGAGGUUCGCUAAAGAAGGUCAGGCGUAAGGGACUUGAGAAAGAGAGGACCAAAAUUGGGACGGAAGGGGAAGGAGAAGGGGAAGGGGAAGAAUCAGGAGGUGAAGCAGUGGGUUUGGACGGGAAUAAGAUUCGUUUGACGGAUAGCAUGUCUGUGCCUUUGUUUCCGGGCAGCUUGGGCAGCAGCGGGAUAAAAGGGCAGCCACAAAUGAGCGUUCUUGGGGAUGACUUGUGGGCGGAAGAAGAGGAGGCCGAGGAGGGAGGGGAAGGGGAGGGGGAGGAUGCGGUCGGGGACUGGGCGCACCAGUUGCGCCUGGAGCAGGAGUUUUUGCGCGGGAAGGCGCAGGACAGGGAGCGCGAGCGGGAGAGGCGGCGGGGGGCGCAGAGGGACAAGGCGGGGGAAAAAGCGCUGCCGGGGCAACAGCAGGGAGAGGGGGAGGGGAAGGAUAACCAGGAGGGAGUUGCGCCCGGCGCGGUUGGUCUCGGGGCGGAGGGGGAGGGGAAGGCGGAGGGGGAAGGGGAGGCGGAAGCCGGCGCUGCUACUGGCGGAGUUCCCGAAGGCGCUGAUGAUCAGGAACGGGCGGAAAAGGAGAAGGAGCAGGCGGGGAGGGAGCGUUUGGAGAGGGAGAGAAGGGAACGCGAAAGGAUGGAAAGAGAGAGGGCGGAGAGGGAGCGGGUGGACAGGGAACGUCUGAGGAGCCAACAGAAGCUUCUAGAAGAGGCUAUAGUGGAGAUGAAGCGCAUGAGGGGAGAGCAGAUCGCGAUGGGGCGGGAGCUGAGGCGCGCGCGGAACACCAAGGAGGCGGCCAAGCAGGCGUUCGGAGAGCUGAAGAAGCAGGAACACAUGCUGGCGCAGGCGCGCGUGCAGCUGUCGCUUCUGGAGGGAGUCAACAAGGCGCAGACGGAGGAGAUCUCGCCACACCUUCCCCACCGCUUCCCACCGCCUCCCACCGAUCCCAACCCUUCCCACCGCUUCCCACCACUCUCUCCUCCCCUCCGUCAGGUGGUGGCGCAGGAGCACAUGCUGGCGCAGGCGCGCGUGCAGCUGUCCCUGCUGGAGGGGGUCAACAAGGCGCAGACGGAGGAGAUCUCGCGCCUCUGGAUGGCCGCCACUCAGAACCAACCCGGGCUCGCCCCUGUCACGGGCCUUGCUGCUCCCCCUGGUACCGUCAUGGGGUCUGAUACGCGGUUCUUUGCCACUUCUGCCGGUGGUUUUGGCGGUGCUGGUGGUGCUGGUCGUGACGGUAUAGCCAUGAAGGAGCGGCCAGUGCGCACCCUCCUGCAAAUCGCCUGGAGCCCUGCAAACAACAUUGGCGCGCUCGCCAAGGCGAAGUUUAAGGAAGCAAACGGAGGAAUGGCUGUGGGGCAUCCAGGGGACAUGCAGUGGGACGACGUUCUCAAAGCCCUGGAGGAGUAUAUUCGGCUGGGGUCACUGGAAUUCGCUAAGUACCAGCUCAUGUUUGGUUUUAAGGAAAAGGCAGUGUAUCGUGCCCGAAGCAGAUUGCAGGACGGGCGGACCCAAGCCAGGCUGCUAUCCGCGGCGCAUGAUGAGGCUCGGCAGCAGCUGAUGGAGGGGACGUUGGAGUUUGAGGCGCAUGCUUUGGCGUCUUCUGUGGCGGCCAGCGUGCGGCAGCUUCUGGGAACCGUGGAAGACGAGAAGCACGAGGAUGAGGACGAGGAAGCGGCAGUUCAGUCGUUGAUCGCGUCAGCCGCGGCUAACGCGGAGAAUGCAGCGAGGGAAGCGGAGAGGGAGGUGAUUCAAGCCCAGACGAAAGCGGCUGAAGGUCUCCCCCCUGUCGCUGACCCUGCUGCCGGCGCUGCUGCUGCUGCUGCGGGUGUUCCUGGAGGUGCGGGUAUAGAGGGUGGGGUUGGGAUGGAUGGGGUAUACGCUGCAGGGGAGAUGGGCGCAGGAGGGGAGGGCGAUGGGGUGAUUCGGCGGAAGCCUGGGCGGCCGCGGGGAGGGGGGGCUGCGCUGGCGAUAGGAAACGGGGAUCUCCCCGCGCUCUCCCGUGUGCGCAUCCCCAAGAUGCCCACCCUCCCCGCGUCCGCGCAGCAGGCGAAUGGGGAGGGGAAGAAGAAGAAGAGGAAGAACCGGGGGAGGGGGAGGGGGGCUGCGGAAGGGGGCGGGGGGGAAGGGGCGGAUGAGAUGGGGAACGCGGGGGAGCUUGGUGGGGGGGGUGAGGGGGCGGGGGGAGGGGAGGGGAUGGCGGGCGCGGAGGUUGAUCCAGCAGCGGCGGCAGCAGCAGCUGCUGCCGCAGUGGCGGCAGGACUGGAGGGGCAGAUAGACGUUGAGGCGGUGGCAGCAGCACUGGCGCAGGCGACAGGGGGUGGGGGCAACCGGGGCGUGGGGCAGCAGGCAGGAGGUGGCGGGAGGAUCGGGCUGGAAAGGCUGCGGCUGCAGGAGCAGCAGCAGCAGCAACAACAACAGCAGCAGCAGCAGCAGCAGCAGCAGCAGCAAGAAGGGGAGCAGCAGCAGCUGGGACUGCAGGGGCAGGGGCAGGCGCAGCAGCAGGGGCUGGGGCAGGGGCAGCAGGGAUUGGGGGAGCUUGAGCAAAUGGCAGCGUCCUGGGCGGCAAUAGCAGGGCGGAAUGCAGUGCUGGGGCAAGGAGGGGCGGGCGGAGGGAGGGGCAGCGCUGGUGGUGGGGCCGAGGCCGGGGCGUUCACUACCCCUGCUGCUGCUGCUGCUGCCACUGCUGGGGGCCAUGCUGGGGCAGCUCGGGUGUUGCAGCAGGGAGGCCUGCAGGCUUCAGCGUGGGGUGAAGUAGCUUCUGCAUUAGGUUCGGUUUCAGGGGUUGGGGUGAAUAACCCUGUGCAUUUCAACCUCGGGCAGCAGCUGGCAGGGAAUCGGGCAGGAGGCGAGGCGGAGUUCGAUCGGGUGCGCCUGUGGGGGAAUGAGUGGGAUGGGGUGAACGCUGGGGCAAAUGCUGCUGCGGCGGUGGCUGCAGCGGCAGCAGUAGCGGGGGGAGGGCAAGGGGAGGAGAGUGCUAGUGCUGGUCUGCAACAGCUGCACAAUCUGGCUGCAGCUCAAAAUCAGUUGCUUCAGUUCUCACGGGCUUUUGGGGCAAAUGCCUUUGCUCGCCAGUAG